This is a messenger RNA of Thelazia callipaeda (thelaziosis nematode), 462 nucleotides long. The record is from the annotation of a GenBank genome assembly. NCBI's taxonomy places the organism in Eukaryota, Metazoa, Nematoda, Chromadorea, Rhabditida, Thelaziidae.
AUGAGCAAAGCAAAUGCUGCGAUCACUAGAUUACAAGUCCAUGCUGAGAAGCGGUUCUUAGAAGAGACAGUGGAGUGUGCAAAGAUACCUGACCUACUUCGAGCAAAAUACAUAGAUGAGUCUAAGGUGGACGUAAUGCAGAUGUAUUAUGUACUGAUGCAAAAAACUCAAGGGCGUGAGAUACACCAAGCAAAGUGGACGCAGGAAAUGAUCUCGGAGAAUGUUGAUCCGCUUAUACUUGAAGCAGUGAGUGAAUACGCCACACAGAAUUCACUCAAAUCAGUGUCUGAUAUUGGAAGGCAGUUCCAGGUGGCACAACAAUGCUAUGAAGAUAUGACGAGGCGGAAAAAGAAUCCACUGAAGUGGAAUGCAAGCAUAGGAAAGAAGAUAAGUUUGAGUAAUUUCCACAAAACCCUCAUAGAGCGGUAUUUGGCCAGAGAAACACUUGAGGGUAAAAUCUGA